This is a messenger RNA of Lithohypha guttulata, 3771 nucleotides long. It is a transcript of the gene SMC1, whose product is annotated as Structural maintenance of chromosomes protein 1. Gene Ontology annotation, biological process: sister chromatid cohesion. The transcript has 2 exons. Gene Ontology annotation, cellular component: chromosome; cohesin complex; nucleus. Gene Ontology annotation, molecular function: ATP binding; ATP hydrolysis activity; DNA binding. NCBI's taxonomy places the organism in Eukaryota, Fungi, Ascomycota, Eurotiomycetes, Chaetothyriales, Trichomeriaceae. Bases 1 to 3771 code for a protein of 1256 amino acids. The record is from RefSeq and is a predicted model, not a curated record.
AUGGGGAAGCUCAUACGACUUGAGCUGUCAAACUUCAAAUCGUAUAAAGGUCACCAUGUUCUUCUUUUUGGCGAUGCCUACUUCACUUCCAUUAUUGGCCCUAAUGGUUCAGGCAAAUCAAAUUCGAUGGACGCUAUUUCUUUCGUCCUUGGUAUCAGGUCCUCUCAGCUGAGAUCAUCGCACCUGACCGAACUCAUUUAUCGCGGACGUGUAAUCAAGAAGUCUAUCGCUAAUGGCGACGGUGCAGAUGUCGAGGACGAUUCCCAAGUCGGCUCUCAGCGCGAUGAUCCCAGAUCAGCUUGGGUUAUGGCUGUUUUUGAGGACGAUGCAGGCGAAGUGCAAAGAUGGAAGCGUACCAUUACUCAACAAGGCACUUCAGAAUACAGAAUCAACGAUCGAGUCGUUUCAGCACAACAAUACAACGAAGCUCUGGAAGGCGAGAACAUACUGAUACGUGCCCGUAACUUCCUAGUCUUCCAAGGCGACGUUGAGGCCAUUGCUAUCCAAAAGCCACAAGACCUUACACGCCUGAUUGAACAAGUCUCUGGCAGUCUUGAGUACAAGGCUGAUUAUGAUCGUCUGAAGGCUGAGCAAGAAGUCGCAACGGACCAGCAGUCCAUACAAGUCAAUCGCAGAAGAGGUAUCAAUGCUGAAAUUCGACAGUACAAGGAUCAGAAAGACGAAGCCGACAAGUACAUGAACAAGGUCGAAGAGCGUGAUAACGCCAUUGUGUCUCAUGUGUUGUGGAAGCUGUAUCACUUACAACAAGAAAUAAAUAAUUCCAGUAUCGCAAUUCAAAAACACCAGAAUGAGAUUCAGGAACUCAAUCGAGGCUUGGACAGAUACAAUAAAGCGUUCGAAGCAGCUAAGAAAGAACACACGGAAGCUGGAAGGGAGGUUGCCAAAGCUGAGAAGGCUAUAAAGGCUCAAGAAAAAGAAGUUGAGAACCAGGAAAACAAGCUCAUACCUGUUAACGAACAGAUCGAAUUGUCAAACAAACAGUUGACAAAAUAUACCAAUAGAAUACAGACUAUUCACAAAGAGCGGCAAGUACAGGCUGACCAGGUCGAUACCUUGACUCGAGACCUAAGGACAGUUGAAAAGGCCCAGGCUCAAUGGCAAGCUGAGUGGGACCAGCAGCAACAGCAGCGCCAAGGUGGCCAGCUCUCUGACGCUGAUCUCAGGGAGUACAAUCGUCUGCGAGAAGAAGUGAACAAGAGAACAUCCGCUGAUCAGAGUAGAGUGGCCGCGCUGAAAAGCGAACGUGCUCCACAAGAAGCUACCUACAACAACCUCAAGAAUGGCCUCGAAAGUCUGGAAUUCCGCCUACAAUCACUAGAGACUGACCAAACGCGGCUUGAUGGGCGUAAGUCAGACCUGUCACAGUCUGUUGAUCUACUACAAACUGAAGUUGAUGAAAAGCGCAACAAACUGGCUACACUUAAUUCGCAGCGUCUCCAGGUUUCUAGGCAGCGUACGGAGCUGGAAGAGAAGCUACAAGAAGUUCUGCGUAAGAUGAGGGACGCCGACGACGGUAAGCGUGCCAGCGACAAAGAGGUGCGCAUCCGAGAAACUAUAGCCACCUUGAAGAGAACUUAUCCUGGUGUCAAAGGACGGUUACACGAACUUUGCAAACCGAAACAGAAAAAAUAUGGUGAAGCUGUCAGUACAGUCCUAGGUCGCCACUUCGACUCAGUCGUAGUCGACACUGAAGCUACAGCAAAGCAGUGUAUCGAGUAUUUGAGAGAUCAACGUGCUGGCCAAGCCACCUUUGUUCCUCUUGACACCAUUCAAGUCAAAGCUAUUAGCUCGAACAUGAAAGGCCUAGACCCUGGUGUGCGACUUGCAAUCGAUACUGUGGACUACGAUAAUGCUAUCUCACGCGCAGUGUCAUAUGCUUGUGGCAACGCAAUCGUCUGUGACACUCUUGAUGUUGCUAAGCGUAUGGUAUACACUAAGGGCAUAGAAGCAAAAGCUGUGACACUGGACGGCACAGUGAUUCACAAAGGAGGCCUCAUUACCGGUGGUAGGGGCAAGGAGCAAAGCACACGUCGAUGGGAUGAAGCUGAGUACGAGAAGCUCGAUAGGCUCAAAGACAAGCUACUCGCGGACAUUCAUGCACUUCCCCAAGAUCGGACUCAAUUCACAGAAGAGCAAACUAUACAAAACGAGUUGUCCAGCCUAGAGGGUCAGCUGCGAUAUGUCCAGGAUGAAAUCGAAGCACUUACACGAAACAUUGAGAGUAAGAAGAGUGAGACAAAUAACCUGCGCAGACAAAUCAGCCAAGAUCGACCAAGACUUCAACAAGAGAAAGCCAAGCUCGACGAGUUGGAUCAAGAUAUUGAGGAAUACUCUGAUACUGUCCGUAGUGCCGAGGAUGAAGUUUUUGCAGACUUUUGUCAACGCUUAGGGUUUGAUGAUAUCCGAGACUACGAAGCACGUCAAGGAUCGCUGCAGCAAGAAGCGGCUCAAAAGAAGCUCGAAUUUGUCACGCAAAAGAGCAGGAUCGAAGGGCAGCUCAACUAUGAAAAGACUCGUCUGCAAUCAACAGAUGAUCGCAUUCAAGCUCUUCAAGACAAGCAUCAACGUGAUAGGCAGACCAUUGAUGAACUCAAUGAACAGAAACAGGGUUUACAGGAUGACCUCGAAGCCAUGAAGAACGAACUCGAUGAGCUCAACGCUAAACUUGAAGAGCAGAAAGAAAAGCACCAAACCUCAGCAGAAAAGCUCAACAAAUCAAAGGCUGAAGUGCAAAAACGAAGCAGGGGAAUGGAUGCAAUAUUCAAGGACGUUAACAGGUUGCAGGCUGAAGCACAGCGCUAUGGAGCACAGAGAUACGCCUUAUUGCGUCGUUGCAAGAUUGAGAACAUUCAGAUUCCACUUACUGAAGAUUCAGAACCAAUCGAGAACUUGCCAAUAAACGAAAUGCCCUUAUCAAUUGGCACGGAUCCAGACAGCAUGGACGUCGACGACGAGGAUGACGACCAAGAUGAGCCUACAUCGUCUGCUCGACAAACCAAAGACAUUCCCACCUACGGCAUAGAAGUCGAUUAUGACCAGCUGUCAGACGAGCUCAAAGAAGAUGACUCCUCCAACACGGAGAAGCAGCUUCAGGAGAACAUCGAGAGAAUCACGGCCCAACUCGCUAAGAUGACUCCGAAUUCCCAUGCUGCACAGCGCCUCGAAGCAUCAGAAAAACGUCUUCACGAUACCGACGCUGAGUACCGCUCCGUCAACGAGAGAUAUACAGCCUUGAGUAAAGAGUUCAACAGCGUGCGACGUAAACGCAAUGACCUCUUCAACAAAGCUUACGAUCACAUCUCCGAGCAGAUCGAACCAAUUUACAGCAACCUCACACGUUCCGCCGAGUUCCCUGCUGGUGGUCGUGCCUUCCUCUCUGCAGAUCCAGAAGAGCCAUAUCUCGCAGGCAUCAAUUACCACACUAUGCCUCCAGCCAAGCGAUUCCGUGAUAUGGAGCACUUGAGUGGCGGUGAAAAGACAAUGGCAGCACUUGCACUGCUGUUCGCCAUCCAUUCAUUCCAGCCCAGCCCAUUCUUCGUGCUGGACGAGGUUGAUGCUGCUCUGGAUAACGCGAACGUGCAGAAACUGGUGAAUUAUGUGAAAAAGCAUGCAGGGCCAGGCAUGCAGUUUAUCGUGAUCAGUCUUAAGACAGGAUUCUUCCAGGGCAGUGAGGCACUCGUUGGGGUGUAUAGGGAUCAAAAUGCAAACUCGAGCAAGAGCUUGACUCUGGAUCUGAGAAAGUAUUCGUGA